Molecule: messenger RNA, 9402 nt
Organism: Necator americanus (New World hookworm)
Lineage: Eukaryota; Metazoa; Nematoda; Chromadorea; Rhabditida; Ancylostomatidae
Exons: 73
Coding region: 1-9402 (3133 amino acids)
Biological process (GO): autophagosome maturation
Cellular component (GO): cytoplasm; cytosol; nascent polypeptide-associated complex
Source: RefSeq, a predicted model, not a curated record
AUGGAAGCAGUGAAACCAAGGAAACCAAAACACAGGGAGCCUGCUACGGUUCAUGAGGCUCCUCCAAUCCCGUCUCGUCCUGUUGUAGUUAUGGGAAUGAGGCUACCCGAUGCCCCACAACAUGCGCCAUGCAGGGCCAGCACACCUGAACCAGAGGAAAUAGUUCUAAGUGACGAUGAGCAACCGUCAACAUCAUCAGUUCCUGAAGAGACAGCUGUUGUUGAUUCCGCCGUUGGUGAGCCACCACAGAAUGGGAUCGCAGAAGAGACCGAAAAGAGCACCGCAAUUGUGGAGGCUUCGUCCUUGCCUGCACAGGUGGCUGUUUUCGAGGCGGUAAAUUACCCGGCGAUUCCUCAGCUAUCUGAGUCUGCCAUGAAUUCGACCUACAAGACUUCUCUUCCGCCCCCACUCUAUGAAGUGACCUCUAAGGAACACACAAAAGAGAUUGACUCAGUUAUUUCUGAACCUCAAGUUCCUGACGCUCCUCCUCUCUAUCCUUCACUUGCUAAACUUCAUUACGAGAAGGACAAACAUGGUCUUCUGACGGAGCAAAAUUUGCUCGCAUUCUAUCAUAAUCCGAUGUACAUGAUGAGCGACGAGUUUGUGAAUAAAUUUGUACAGAACAACUUGAUAUCAUCUGGUCCUCUUUUUCAACUGCUAAAGCGUUUGAAGAAUCUGUGUGAAAAUAUGGCUAUAAGUGAAGUUAGCGAGAAGGAAAACACGGAAAAUCUUAGCAAAUGCCUUCGAGAUUGCUGGGUCAUGCAACAACAAACGUUUGAAACGAAGGGCAAAUGUGGAGAAAACAGGGAUGCGUCUGGAACAGGUCGUUAUCAUAAAGUAGUACUGUGUACGCAGAAGGUUGAUGAGUUGAAGAAUUUGCUUGCUGCCAAUCGGACUCAUAUGCUAGACGAACGUAUCUGUCAGGAGUCGGAAUUUCGAUCCACUGCACUACAAGUGCAAUGGAUUAUAAUAUCCAUCAAUCAGCAGUUCAUGGAGGAGAACGGCCUCUCACUUCAGAGCCCACCAACUUUGGUGGAGACAGCUGUCCCGUCGAAUGGAAGGAUACAGUUAUUGAAUGCACUUUCCGAUAUUUUCUUUCACAUGAGAUUUCCUGCACUUCCUAAGCGGUUUCUAGAUGCACUAGUUGGAUGGGCGAGGGAGCUGGUAUGCGUGUUAAAUAUGUGGUGCCAAUGUGAGGAUGCGCAGUUUAUUUUAAACCAUCUUCUUCGUCUUCCAUCACCCAUUUCCGAGUGGGCAGCUCCAUUUGUACAGACUUUUAUACAGGCACCAUCUCCACCGAAGGUCAAAGUUGAUUACUGUGUCACUAUGCUCUCUCAUUUAAUGAAUCCAAUCGAUGCUCGUGAAACUUUCCUUCGUCAGAUUGGUUUGUCAGAAACUGAAGAUUCAACUUGGGCUAUUCUGAGUGCAGACGAGGAAGAGGGUGACUUUUCCUUAGUUACUGUCAAUGAAUCUGAUCUCACAUGCUUACUGGAUCAACUUCCGGUAUCUGAGCUCUACUCAUUGGCAUACUUGUAUUUCUCAAGUACCACUGCGGACAAAGGAGAUCAGUUCGUUUCGAUGGUCGCGUUUCAGCUAAUGCUUAUGAAGGUUCUCGACACUGGCUUGUCGACAUACUGCGCCCCUUCAUAUAAGCAGUUUUGCAAACAAAUAGGGAAUAGUUUAAGACAGAGUGUACGGGAAUUGUGCAGCCAUUGGUUGAUCACUCGUAAUUUGCUCCCCCGUGGAGAGGAUUCCCAACUUCAGAGCGAGGUGGACCGAAUAGUGCUUCUUGCCCUACAAUACAUUACAAAUAGACCUGGAUUUGGCUUGUGGCAGUUUCUGGUUGAUCUGCCUUACGAUUGUGUAUCAGAGGACUGCCGUUGUCGCUGCGAGUAUUUCUUACGAUUAUCGGAUAAAAUGACGGUUUCAGAGGUGUACGAUAUUCCAAUAAGUGAAAUUGUUGCGAGAAAUAGAGCAGGCGGUUUGAAAGAGCGAACAGAAGCUGUUGGUCCAUUGGAUUCGGUUUUCCUAAUAAACACUCUUGCUGCAAUUUUCUCGUAUUCACAUAAUGAUGCAGGAGUUCUUAUCAAAGAAAUUGUCGAGGUUUGCUUCUGUGAUGAAUCAUCAAGAGAAAGUCUGUACAAAGUUGGAGGAGAAGCAGUAUCACUGCUACUUGCAAGGCGACCGUCAACAUUUGAUCAGCUUCUUACUGUACUUGAUCGUAGCAUGUCACACAUGGACAACUAUGCUGUGAAUGUCCUAGCGUCAUCAGAUAUGUCUGGUUGCAAAUUAUCGCCAGCCACCUUGAGUGUUAUAGGAAAGUGGCUCAUUAAUAAGCCGCCGGAUGACGUGGCGAACCGUGUGGCUCGCCGUGUGCUGUCUAGUCUUCACUGGGGACCGAACGAAACUGGGGAUGGACUGUGGCUGGAUCCUGCAGUACAUGAAAUCUCCGCUGACACAGUGAUGAAGGCGCACUCGUUACAUUGUGGUCAUUCAAAUGGAAUGAUCGCAAAAUCGAUACGGCAAAUAUCCAAAUUAGCGAGCCGUAUGGCUGAUCAUGAACAGCUAUUCAAUCAAUUCUGUUGGGAUAUUCUUAUCAAAAUUAAGCUCAACUUCAAGGAAAGUACAUCAGCACCCCAGAAUGACCUAUCUGCUUUCUUUAUCCAUGUUGAUCAAAGCUGUCUUGGAAGUGUUGCUGUGUUUCUGGAGCGGGGUGUACCGUUAAUGAAUGAUCUGAUAGCAGCUGGUUGCUCAACUGCGUGCGUGGUAUUGUUAGCGAGACUUAUGGAGAAGCACUAUCCGAAAGUAGUAGCGCUUGGAUCCAACAAGGCAUUUAUGGAACUCCUCGAGCGCAUUUUGCAUAUUGACCAAUGCUCAUAUGCUGUGCAAUGGAUCAUUGGACCAUCCUCGAAACCAACACCUAUUGUGCGCCUCAUUUGUUCGUCGCUAUCGUAUUACUCGAAGCACGUUCAUGACGUCGGAGAAUAUCUGAGGGCUUGGGUUGAGCUUCUGUGUGUUCGAAGACCAGCUGUUUGGAACAAUGAUAAUGCAACAUUGCAAAUCUUUGGAUCUAUCGCUCAGAUAGCUUUCAUGACUGAUGCGAAGAAUCUGUUAGGGAUUCCUGACAUGGUAUACAAUAAUUAUCAGCAAAUGUUGAUAACAUGGCGGGACAACUCAAAAGGAAUCCUUUCGAUGUUCACCGCUGAUCAAGCUCCACCUCCUCUAAUUGCAAGCACUAUGUACGGUAUUUCUCCGUGGGCCACUUACCUGCUUUUGCUGGUGGAAAGCAAAAGCUAUUCUACAUUUUAUCAGUUCUUGUACGAAGCAUUUGUCAAAAAGGAGAAGACUACAGUAGAGCAAGCAGUGAAGAAAGCUGCAUCUAAAUCCUCCUUAGCUUUACCAUUUGCUAGACUGGCUGUAUAUAGAUGGGCCGAGUUUGUUUCGGUGAGCUCUGAAAGUACAGUAUUCCCCCUUGCUGUACAACGUCUAGCAACAGAAGCAUAUCGAUUAAAGACUGUAAAUGGAAGAAAAUACUGUUUCGCGAGACGUUUUCUAGACGCACCACAGGCAGAACCGAUUCUGUCUGCAUGUAGGAAGACUUUGACCGAAGCUGUCGAUCCUAAAGGGCUUGCAAAAGCUGUUAGCGGAUGGUUAUUUUGCUCAUAUGAAGUUACCCGUAUGGGAUUCAACUUUUCGGUUUUUGAUCUGGAUUAUCUCCUUCAACUUAUUUUGGCUGAUGACAUGAAUAUUUGGAUGGAUUUCGUCGACAACAGCAAGUUGGCACAAGAAGAGCAACAGGAAGAAAAGCUGUUUUCUCUGACCUGUCACUUGGGACGGAGAGAACCUGUUCAUCAAGUGUCUGAGCAGUUUUUAAGCAAACCCAGCACAUCGCGAGCUGUUCCCUUUCCGACUUUGCCUGCACAUCCUAGUCUACCUCCUGCACCGAUCGUUGACAUGUCUGCUUUGUUCCAGUUGAAUACGGUUAUGGAGAUGGUAAAGCCGUUGAUUAGACAUAUUCAUACGCUAUCUGAAGACUAUGUGAAUGGAAAUGAUAACAUCGCUUCUGAGGACUCCAAGUAUGUGACGCUUCUGGCAAAGCUUCAUGGUCCUGUUGUUCAACAAAUUCCGGUACAGUUACGAUGUGGAAUACGAUGCACUGCUCCGCAUAACACCGUUACUCAAGUGACAGGUACAAAAUUUAAUGAAACGACCGAUGCUGAAAUGGCGCAAAGCCGUGAGAAGCGAAACGCUCUGUUAGGAGAAGUGCAUACGGGUGUUCUCGACAGAACGGCUGUGGCAUCUGCAACAAUGGAACACAUCGCUAGGUUGAUUGCUCGUAUGAGCAUUUUAUGCUCUUCAUCACAUCGUUCUGGCGCCCAGAUGACUGGAAGGGCAAUCUUCAAGAUAGUAACAUCGUCUUUGGGUGCGAGUGAGAUGCUAUUCCCAGCAGCAUCGGCAGCAUAUGAACAUACCCUUCGGAUUUUGGCUGAAGAGUUCGUGCGUAUGCAGCCUUCUGAACAAAUUUCAGUUAUGGUGUUGGUUUUAGAAGGAUUUCCAUUGUCGGAUCCUUUGGUAGAGUGUUUUACGCCUGAGUGUCUGUCUUCCACUGAACUGUGCUCAGCGUACACUCGCCUUUCUGAGGCUGUUAGGGAUCCGGAAAGAAGUGUCAGCGCACUUAAAUUACUCAAGAGACUCGGAAUGGACAAAGCUGCUGCAUCGCUACCCCCGCAGCAAUUUGCCCCACUGUUGCCCCUUGCUUUCCGCAAUCUCGCGAGCCAACCGGACUCAAAUGCUCCGUUACAUGUUCUUUGCCUUGAACAUGUCGUUACUUUUGUGUUUCAUGCAUUUCCUGCCAAUUUCACAGCUGGGCUUGAUCUUGCUUUGAAUGGUUGUAAUACUGGUGAGACACCACCAAUGCUACUGCAUACUUUUGUGCAACGUUUGGGCGCAGAUAAUUAUGAAAUUCCAAAGGCAGAAAAUGUGUUGGGCGGUGUUAAGGCCAACGAAUGUGCCAUGCUCUUGGCCAGGAGACUGAACGAUGCACGUUCCCGAUCACCUUCAAUGUAUGCUGCUUGGGGACGAUAUUUGGAUUCGGUCACCAAACUAGCACAAAUGUUUCUUUUUACACCAUGCAGAGAAACGUUUCCAGCCGAAGCGCCUCCUACUGUGUUACAAAGAGACCUGGCCGAAGUUUUUCAACGGGUUUUAAAUGUCUUUGCUCCUCUAAUAGUGCCUGUAUCCCCAUCUAUGCCACCAUUUUCUCCUUCUAAUGAGACAGAAGCAAACAUUGUUCUGGAAAGAUUUGUACAGUUGCUAUGCUCGCUACCGCACAACGCCGUUCUUCAACCAGGGACACAGAAUCUUCCUUCUCUCUUGUGGCAGUUUUACCAUGAAAAACUUUCGAUUCUUUCGCAUGGAUCUACCCAUUAUUUUUCUUUAUUGGAAAGUCACUUCGUAAGGAUCUCAUGGCCCUCCUUUUAUCCCUCAGAAAGAGGGCUCGCUGCAAUGGACGACUGCCUUGCUACUAGAUCUCCUUGUUGUGCCCCUUUCGUCGCUCAGAUUGUUGUUAGAAUAAUGUGGAAGGAUGUUCUUGCGAGUAAUGUCCACAGUGAAUUUCUGCCCCAUUACCUGUCAGUCUUGUUCAGCGUUUUGCUGCGGAUUGGCUCUGCUCUCUCCAACUACGUAAAGGUUCGUGCUUCAAUGCUGGAUUUAGUUAAAUCCUUAUGUCAGCGAAACGAUUGGUCAGCUACUUCACCAGAGCGUGCAGAGGAACUAGCACAAGUAGUAGCAGUCUGUCUGCCAUAUGAUUCCCUCACGAAUCCCACCGAUAUAGUAGCAGUCCUUCAAAUAAUUUGGCGCAAGAUGUGUUCUUUCCUCGUUAACGAACCUUUCACGUCGGCAGCUCUAUUGAAACAAACAGCUUGGGUUAGGACCGAAUGUGCUCUGGUUUUACGAGGAGGGGCAACCGUAGCAUCACCUGCUUACAAUUCCUUAAUUGCUGAUGUGGAUGCGGUUGCUCAACAGCAUGAGAAUCUUCGUGCAUUCUCGAUUGUGGCAAGAGAACUCACGGCACUAUGGGGCAGGAUUUCGGACGCAAAGUUCGGAGAAGCUUUGGUAACAACAUGGAAUGCAUACAUUAGUGCAAAUCCUGAUUCUCCACUCGUUCUCACUUCCCUGAAUACUCUCAUUGGCUCCCUAAACACAGACCAAUUAGUAACUGCUUUGAAGGUCAUGGAAAGAACUAUUAUCGCCUAUUUUAAAAGGAGUUCCUUCUCGUGGACUGAGUUGAUGGAGUGGGCGCAGUGUCCGAACAAUCUCUCAUCUAGUGUUCGUGAAUAUUUGCUGAGUGUUUCAAGUAAUAACAAGGCUAAUCCGCUAAUGCUCACUACCGCCUGGUUCUUGAAGACUACGCCAGUCAACGAUACUACUGCGUCAGCCCUCCACACUUUUGUUACCAGUAUUAAGCCGAAACAUGUAAUGUGUGAAGCGUCGUUUUUGCUUCUAAUCUGGCAAGAGGUACGAUGGCUGGCUGAUGCGGUCCUAGCUGCUCAUGCUAGCUCUGGUCGGACUCUUGAUGAUCGUCUACCGUCGUUCAUGCGAUGGUUAAGUAAGGCUGCAAAAGAUGAUUCGAGCUUUAUUGCAAAUCUUAUUACCAGCAAGAAAACGGCGCACUCUCCUCGUCUUCGUGCUGUUCUUACCAUUUUGGAAUUGUUCCUAACACAACAAAUGAUGGGUGAAGGACAGUUGCCUAGAGCCACCGAAGGUUCACCCGUAUUGAACAGCCGAAUCCAUGCGCUCAAAGAAGCAGCGGCUACCAAGGCGAAUCAGCAGUUUGCGAGUGCCUUUAACGUUGCCACCCCAUUCUUCGUUCAAGUAGACAUGCACCACAUUGGGUCUGCUCCAAGCCUUAUUCUUCAGUGUUCACGGGAGUUGUUUAAAGAGAAAUUUCUUUUAGACACAAAGUGUCCCAUCCGCUUGGUUAACAACCUAGCCCAAAUGCGUUUGCAUCUAGCGCUAUGGGCUUUGCUAGUUGUCUGCAUAUUUGCAUCCGAUUAUCCCCGUGAUCCUUAUGCAACACUUGGAGUGUCGAAAAGAGCCACCAUUAAGGAGAUCAAAAGGGCCUACAAACAACUCGCAAAGGAGUGGCAUCCCGACAAGAACACCUCUCCGGAAGCACAAGAACGAUUUGUCGCUAUUAGUCGUGCAUAUGAAUUACUUUCGGAUCCAUUGAGACGUGAACGCUAUGAUAAAUUUGGUGCGGUGGAUGAGAGCCCGCAGUCAGGUCCACAAUUCCAUCAUGGAUUUGCAGGAUUUGAACAAUUUUUCGGUGGAUUUGGCGGUUACGAGGAUGGUAUUUUCGGCAAACAACGCAUCACAUUGCGACAAUUUUCGCAUUCCAUCUUAGAAAAAAGCCAUUUUCAACCUUUCCUUCUAUACGCCUAUUCAAACUAUUGUCAACUGUGCUUCCGUUUACAAGCGCAAUGGAAAGCGGUUUCCGAAGAUCUCGAACCUCUCGGUUAUGGUAUUGGAUCAGUGAAUGCAGUGACUGAUGGCAACUUGUUAGAAAAGUUGCGCAUUUCGCGCCUUCCUGCUAUUGUGGCGGUAGUGGAGGGCAGAGUGACACACUAUCGUUCAGAUAUGUUCCUAAUGAAUGCCAGAGAUGUACGGGUGUUCGCUCGUGAUGUCAUCCCGAGAACUUUCAUGCAGAUGAUAAACACUCAUGAUGGUUUGUCGCGAUUUGUGAAUCAAUGGCACUCAAGUAAUAAGAUAUCGGUCGUAGUUUUGGGAGCGGCCCCUGACCCACGAAUGCGGUAUCUGCUAGCCGCGAUGAAGCACUCGCAUUUUGCUCGGUUUGCCUAUAUUCAUCUGGCAUCCUCGUCGAGUGAGGUGGCGUCAAUCCGCGAUGGUUUGUCUAUCAAAUGUAAACAGUGUGAAAACGUCCUUAUAUUCAACGAUUUGCCUGGGGAUGGUCCAAUUGCUCGGUUAUCCAUCAGCAACAUAAAUCAACUCACUAUGGAUGCACUAAACACGCUCAUUGAAAAUAACAAAUUUCUAAGUCUUCCACGACUAUCUUCGUCAGAAUAUUUGGAUGAGCUGUGUCCGGUGUCUUCAAGAAAUCCAAGACGGCUUUGCGUUAUUUUACCUGUCGUAGAUUCUUCCGAAGAUGAACUAUUCUUGAAUGAUUUUCGUAAUUUCGUUCGUCAACACAAAGAGAGUUAUGCACAACAGAAGGUGGAGUUAACUUACAUUUACGCAAAUAGACAAUCUGAAUGGAUCAAGCCGUUUUUGGAGAAGCGAACUGGAGAAAGCGUGACGAAUUCUCGCGAUGUCAUUGUCAUGUGGCGAAUGGAACAUGUGAAAGCGCGGUUCACAUGGCUUGAAGGAGCUUGGGGCGAAAACGCUGAACGAUUCCAGACUAUGCUAGGUGCUGUUAUCUCACAGGCAACCCGCCUGGACCAGACAGCUUCAAUUGGGAACUUGAUCAAUGAAUAUGCUCCGUCAUGGUGGACUCGGAUGUGUCGCGCAUUAGUGCGAAUGAUCCAAGCAGCAUGGUUCCAUCUGACCAAAGAGGAAGCUUAUCCGGUUCUCUCUGCUGUGGCAACAUUCCUUGUUAUUCUCGUUGUUGGUUACGGGUUGAAUUAUAUGAAUCAGGAGGGUAGGCCUAAAAAGGAAAAACCUAAGAAUUUUGCUUCCGAGGACUGGCAUCCAGAGGAUCCACAGGCCAAAACCGAGCCACCUCCUAAGCCGAAUCCACAAACAAGGUUGCAGCGAGCAUUAUCAAUAAUGAAUCCGCAUAUACAUGAACUACGGGCUGAAAGUUAUUUUGGGAUGAUUCGACUUCUAAAGCCGGGCUGUCGUUCACUUAUUCUUCUUGUUGAUGAACAGAGUAAAGAAAAACUGAUGAUGCAAUUCGCACAAUAUAUUCUACCGCUGCGAAACAACAAAACGUUCUCCUUUGGUUAUUUGAUGGUGGAGAAAAAUCUUCCAUGGUUUCGGAAGCUGCUUGAGCAUACACUACCGUUAGGGGAUGAAAGUACACAAAAGGAUGGGAAUUCGCUGUAUGGCAAACUGAAGUCAAUCAAUCCUCGACAGACUGUUGGAACAGUUCUGGCAUUGUGCGGCUGGAAGCUGUACUUCUCAAUCUACCAUCCAAUGCAUACAGCUGGCAAGAAGAAACCCCAUCACCAGCAGCACUUUCUGGGAUUUGAUGAUGACGAUGAUGUCACCACAGACUCAGACAGUGAUAACGGAGCGGCAGAGGAUGAGGUGAUGCUUCGUCGUGUUGGCAAUUCUGUGAGCGUGGAAAAUGUGCUGAACGGUUUUCCAAAUUGGCUGGACAGACUUCUAGAGGGGUCUAUUCGACGGUAUUACAUACCAGAAUGGCCAGAUAAUCUCAGAUAG